GCGCACGCGCAGACAGAGAGCUCGUGCCGACGAGCAGCGACGAGGAGCUGGGGCCGUUAAUUAACGCGUACGUAGGCUAAUACCCCCACACCAAGACCCCGCACGCCUCCGUACGGCUACUCCCGCGUACGGUAAUGCGUCCUGUCCUCGGUGUAAUGUGCCCGGUAAGGAGGAGUGUGUGAGGGGAGAGCAGAAUGGGAGGGCGGCCGCUCCGUGCUCUCCCUUCCCAUCCGUCUCUCCGUCUCCGGGACGCCGCCGCAGAGCGCCCGCCGAUGCCUGUCCUCCUCUCCGCCGCCCAGUUACACUCACCUCCGGGUAAUUGUCCGACUUAGUCAUUACAUAACUCGGCGUUAACCGUGUCGCUCGCUUUGUCGACUUAAUUUCUCCCCUCUCCCCAAAAAAAAAAAAACAACCCAAAAAAGGCCAGGAGAGGGAGAGCCACAUCUUGUUUGGACUGGGCUGCCUUUGCUGUCGUGGACUCAAGGACCAUAAGGGUGGAAACCUGAGAUCGGCGGUGAUGAGAGAGGAUUUCACUGGUGUUCUUCCAGAAGCAUCUGGAAAGGAUAACACGGGGAUACACUCCCCCCUCCAAAGGACCAGAGGAUCGUUCACAUCUCAGACAUUUUAGUGUUUUUAGCUUUGAGUGAUGUCUUCUAGCUUGUGUUUUUAAGUGAAAUUGGUUUAAAAUCACUGGCACUUAUACUCUCUGACUGCUGUGAGUGGCACAAUUUGGGCUCAUAACAAGAUUUCCUCUUUGCACCAGUGGUUUUGGACAUGUUGGAUAGCUGGUGCGUUCAAUAAGUGAUUAAAGGACCAGUACCACCAGUACAGAUCAGUUAUCCUGCACGGUUUCCUCGUAGCUAUGCAGUGAGGAUGUGUGCAGCCAGGUUCAGUGGCUGCCUCAAUGGCUGUGCCGAGGAGGCCGCUGGUGGUGGUGCCACAGCGGGGGCUGCCGGUCCGGUCACUGCCUCCAGGAUGCUGGACUGGACAGAGGCCGGUCCUCGCAUCCUCCACAGCCUGGAGAUGGGGACGGUGAUGACCGUCUUCUACCAGAAGAAGUCCCAGCGGCCCGAGAGGAGAACUUUCCAGAUAAAGCAGGACACGCGGCAGAUAGUGUGGAGCCGAAGCCCUGACAAACUAGAAGGAGAGAUCGACAUAGGAGAGAUUCGGGAGCUGCGGUUGGGGAAGGGCUCCCGUGAUUUUGAGCGCUAUCCGGAGGAAGCCCGGAAGCUGGACUCCGCCCACUGCUUCAUCGUGCUCUACGGCCUGGAGUUUCGCCUCAGGACACUCAGUGUGGCUGCCUUCAGCGAGGAGGAGGUCAACAUGUGGAUCACUGGUCUCAACUGGCUGAUGGUCGACACUCAGAGAGCUCCCGCACCACAACAGAUAGACAGGUGGCUGAGGAAACAGUUUGAAGUCAUGGACCGGAGCCACGAGGGCAGCAUCACAGUGAAGGAUGUGAAAGCUCUGCUGCCUCAGGUCAACUACAGAGUCCCCAACAUGCGCUUUCUCAAAGACAAGCUGCAGGAGGUGGAGGCCAGGAGCGAGCUGUCGUACCCCAACUUCUCGCAGCUCUACAGAACGCUGAUGUUUGACGCACAGAAAAGCAUUAUUGAGCAGCUGGAGCUCUCCUUCCCUCUGCGGAAUGUGGACAGACCGGAGCUUUGUCAGAUCUCCCUCUACGACUUCCAGAAGUUUUUACAGAUGGACCAGAAGGAGUCGUGGGCGUCGGAUCUGAGUCGUGUCAGAGAGUUCCUCACCGGGUACAUGAGGGGGGGGCCGCAGCCUGAGCCCAUGCUGCAACUGGAUGAGUUCCUUACGUUCCUGUUCUCUAAAGAGAACUCUGUGUCUGACCCUCGGCUCUCAGCUGUUGUUGCUGAGGACAUGAAAAGGCCUCUGUCUCAGUACUGGAUCUCCUCUUCACACAACACCUAUCUGACAGGUGACCAGUUUUCCAGUGAAUCAUCUCUAGAAGCCUACGCCCGCUGCCUCCGGAUGGGCUGCCGCUGCAUUGAACUGGACUGCUGGGACGGACCUGACGACCUGCCGAUCAUCUACCACGGCCACACGUUAACCUCCAAGAUCAAAUUCCUGGAUGUGCUGCACACCAUCAAAGAGCACGCCUUCGUCACAUCGGAGUAUCCUGUGAUCUUGUCCAUCGAGGACCACUGCAGCGUGGUCCAGCAGAGGAACAUGGCCACGCACUUUAAGAAGGUGUUUGGAGAUCUGCUGCUCACCAAGCCCGUCGAUAACAACGCCGAGGAGCUUCCCUCGCCCUACCAGCUCCGCAGGAAGAUCCUCAUCAAGCACAAGAAACUGGUGGAAGGCACGCUCUAUGAAGAGGUGACUUCAGCCAGCUACUCUGAAAACGACAUCAGCAACUCUCUGAAGAACGGCAUCCUUUACCUGGAAGACCCCAUCGACCACACGUGGACUCCACACUAUUUUGUCCUGACCAGUAAUAAGAUUUACUACUCGGAGGAGACAUCUCACUACCAGACAGCUGAAGAAGAGGAGGACGAGGAAGGAAAAGAGGAGUGUAACAACAACGAGCAGCACUGCGUGGAGCGCUGGUUCCACGGGAAGCUGGGCGGAGGCCGCGACGGCCGACAGGUGGCCGAGAAGCUCCUGCAGGAGUACUGCGAGGGCGGGGCCAAAGACGGCACCUUCCUGGUCCGGGAGAGUGAGACGUUUGUCGGGGACUACACCCUCUCGUUCUGGCGCUCCGGUCGAGUCCAGCACUGCAGGAUCCAUUCACGCCAGGAGUCCGGCUCCACGCGCUUCUACCUGACCGACAACCUGCUGUUCGACAGCCUCUACCGCCUCAUCUGCCACUACCGAGACACGCCGCUGCGCUGCAACGAGUUUGAGAUGAGGCUGGGCAGCCCCGUGCCUCAGCCCAACGCCCACGAGAGCCGAGACUUUGUGUUCUCCAGGUGGUACCACUCCAGUCUGUCCCGUGUUCAGGCUGAACACAUGCUGAUGCGCGUCCCCCGAGACGGAGCUUUCUUGGUGCGAAAACGCAGCGAACACAACUCCUACGCCAUCUCCUUCAGGGCGGAGGGGAAGAUCAAACACUGUCGUAUCCAGCAGGAGGGCCGUCUCUUCAUGUUGGGCAGCUCGGCGGAGUUUGAAAGUCUCGUCGAUCUCGUCAGCUACUACGAGAAGCAACCUCUGUACCGCAAGAUGAGGCUCCGCUACCCCAUCAACGAGGACACUCUGGACCGCAUGGGUACCACGGAGCUUGACUACGGGGCGCUGUAUGAGGUCCGCACGCCUCACUUCUACGUGGAGGCCAAUAAGAUGCCCUCUGCUCGGUGUACGGUCAAAGCUCUGUACGACUAUCGAGCUCAGAGGGAAGACGAGCUCUGUUUCCCCAAACAGGCGCUCAUCCUCAACGUGGAUAAGCAGGAGGGCGGCUGGUGGCGAGGUGACUACGGAGGGAAGAAACAGCUGUGGUUUCCUGCAAACUAUGUGGACGAGGUUCCCAGUUCUCCCACCACAGAGCUGGAUGAAGCGUCUACAGAGAACAGUCCUCUUGGAACAUUCCUCAAGGGCUUCAUUGAUGUACCCACCUGCCAUGUCGUGGUGCAUAAGGACGGGAAGAAUUCUCGUCCCUAUGUGUUCACCAUCCACUCCCAGCAGCUGUCGUCUCACCCGGUUCAGACUCUGGACGUUGCAGCCGACAGUCUGGAGGACGUAACCAGCUGGGUCGCCAAGAUCAGAGAGGCCGCACAGAACGCCGACGCACGGAUGCAGGAGGAGAAGCAAAUGGAGAGGAGGAAGAAGAUCGCGGUGGAGCUGUCCGAGCUCGUGGUCUACUGCAGACCUGUCCCCUUCAACGAGGACAAGAUCGGGACAGAGAGGGCAUGUUACCGCGACAUGUCCUCCUUCCCAGAGACAAAGGCCGAGAAGUUUGCAACCCGCAGCCGAGGGAAACGCUUCCUGCAGUACAACCGCCGUCAGCUUUCCAGAGUUUAUCCCCGGGGACAGAGGCUGGACUCGUCCAACUACGACCCGCUGCCCAUGUGGCUCUGUGGCUCCCAGCUGGUCGCUCUCAAUUUCCAGACCCCAGAUAAACCCAUGCAGCUGAACCAGGCCUUGUUCAUGCUCGGAGGCGCCAGCGGCUUCGUUCCCCAGCCUGAUGUCAUGAGGGACGACGCCUUUGACCCUUUCGAUAAGGACACCUUACACGUGGAGCCAAUCACCAUCCAGUUACAGGUUCUGGGGGCCCGUCAUCUGCCUAAAAAUGGCCGCAGCAUCGUCUGUCCCUUUGUGGAAGUGGAGAUCUACGGCGCGGAUUACGACAGCUGCAAGUGCAAGACAGAUGUCGUAGCUGAUAACGGUCUGAAUCCUGUGUGGGUGCAGAAGCAGUUUGUGUUUGACAUCCACAACCCCACCUUCACCUUUCUGCGCUUCACUGUCUACGAGGAGGACAUGUUCAGUGAUCCAAACUUCCUGGCACAGGCCACCUACCCCGUCCGCCUGCUACGAACAGGCUACAGGAGCAUCCCUCUGAAGAACAGCUACAGUGAAGAGCUGGAACUGGCAUCACUUCUGGUCCAUCUAGAGAUCGUCAAUGCAAAGGAGGAAGAUGAUGAGAACUUGUACAUGUCCAUCCAGCGGCUGCGGGAUCGAACCAGCGAGCUGUCCGACCAGGUUUCCCUCCUGGAGAGGUCGGGCUCGGGGGAUCUCAGCUACCAGCAGAGUCUGGAGGAGCUGCGAGCGGCUCAGGACCAGCUCAGCGAGCUGGUGGAGGCUCGAAACCGCAGGCUGAUGGAGAAGAAGAGGAGGGAGAAGCUAAGGCAGCAGGUGGCAGCAAAGCGCAGCUAGCCCUCCGACACAAACCGUGCCCGACACACACUGCCACCGGAGCUGUGCAGCGACAGCCUGGGAAGACCACGGGCUCUCCACAGCAGCAACAUCAGCAGCAAUCCGUUUAUAACUGGAAAUAAAGACAUGUUCUUUCACAAAAUAAUGUGAGACUUUAUAGCACCACGCUGGACUAACAGCAGAACAAAAAAAAAGACUAAAACUAAGACCUCACUACGUUAUAAAAACAAUCAUGGACUUGUGGCUGAAACACAUUAAGAGCUAACUGGAGACGGGUUUCUUCUGAUAUUUUCAUGAAAACGAUACAGACAGAAGAGUGGAAUUUCAUGACUAGGGCUAAAAUAAUGAGUUAUGAGUAAUGAGUAAUUUUGCUUGAAAAAUGACCAGAUCGACUAAUGGAUUACAUUAGUCGAUCUGGUCAUUUUUCAAGCAAAAUUACAAACAUUUGCUGUCUAGGCCUAGAUAAUCAUAAAUAAUUUAGUGGUUUUGGACUGUUGAUCAGAAAGAAAAAGCUAUUUGAAGACGCCACCUUGAGCUUUAGGAAAUAUUGACGGCCAUCUUUCACUACUUUCCAACAUUAACGAGUAAUGAAGAUGAUCAUUUGUUGCCGUUCUAAUUGUGAUGGCUAGGUCUGGUAGUCUUAGACACUUAAUGUAGUCAAUGUCAGCCAUUUAUCAUACAUUUGCAGCUGGCCAACUGCCACUACAACAAAAAGUCAAAAAUAAAGAUUUAAAAUCACCCGUAAAUUUUUACAACAAAAUAUUAAUACUGCAAAAAUAAUGAUUAAAAGAAAAAGAUUGAUCUCUUUGAUGAUUAGGCCUGGCUGCUUCUUGACACCUUUAGAAACUGGAAGGUUUUAGUGUAGAUGUAUAUAUAACGUGCCACAAAACUGAACUAAAAUCAACAGAUGCUUUUGGAAAUUAAAUUUGAAGCUCAUCAAGUUCGCCCUUACUGUGUUUUGGUCUUUAGUUUUAAAAAAGGAUUUAAAAGGGAGAAGAAAACUCAGGUUAAAUGAACGGACGGAAUUAAAAAAAAAUGUAUGAAGGUGGAAAAAGGGAGCAGUGGGCACGUGUAGCAAAAAAGUUAAUAUGUAUGUGCCUUUGAUGUAUUGCGCUUUGUAGAGUAUAAUUACUCUAGUGUUUAACAAAGAAAACUUUCUCUACAACUGGAAUAGUAAAACUACUAACAAACUGGAGGAGGAAUCCAUUCGUUUGGCUCGGACCACUACUCAUGAAAUGGGUUUACAGGGAUUUUAAGACUGGAGUCGGUUCCUUCUAAUCAAGACCAAGUGUUUUCUGGGGGGUGAUCACAUGAACUCGGACCCCAGGUGGCAAGGGGCUCCUGACACAGACGUUCCAGUUCUACCCGGGAGACCACAAACUGGACAACAACAAAAUCCUCACCAAACCACACAGAGAAGAUCUUUUCAAACGUCUUCAAAAAAGGGCUCUAAAUAUAUCUGUACUACCUACUGAGAGGCACGAGAACAGCAGGCGGGUGGGAGAGGAAGACCACAAUCGUCACAGCGCCCCUGGUCAUCAGUUGUGUUGGUCACAGUCGAAUACACACACACCACAAACAAGGGCUAUCACAGAAAACUAGCGAAUCUUUUACUUCUUCUAAAAACAUGACCAGGAUCAGUUCCCAUCAUCUGGCUCUAAUAAACAGAUGUGGCUCAACUGGUCCUGGAUUUGCCAAAAAAAAUAAAAAACGCUUCAAUCCGACCCACUGCAUGGCUUCAUAUCUAGUAACGCCCCCUCCCAACCUCCCCCUAUUUUGCUACUUCACCUUUCCAUCAUCCCCAUAUCUAAUUUCUCAUUGUAUAUAACUUAUUUAUCAUCCAUAGAUCCUGUCUUAAUAGAUACAAGACCAUACUAGGAGAAUGAUAAUGGACUUCAGCUAGAAGAUACUGUAACUUCAUGUAGAAAUUAUUAAUAUUGUGUCCCUUUAAAUGUCCCCAUAGACACAAACCUCUCCCUUUAGCCCCACGCUGCAGUUGCACUGGGUGGGGAGGACUUCUAUGCAAAAGGUCUUCUUCUUGGUCUUUAGCUAUUGUGUAUGAAGCGAUUUGACUCAAGUUAUGUUUUUUCUCUGUAUCUAUGCCAACUGUCCAGUAUUAUUACUCUGCAUUACAAAUCAUGUGCAAGUUUCCAUUUAAUAAAAUUCUUUUGUGGA
This is a messenger RNA of Perca flavescens (yellow perch), 7008 nucleotides long. Its product is annotated as 1-phosphatidylinositol 4,5-bisphosphate phosphodiesterase gamma-1. Gene Ontology annotation, molecular function: protein binding; phosphatidylinositol-4,5-bisphosphate phospholipase C activity. The record is from RefSeq and is a predicted model, not a curated record. Gene Ontology annotation, cellular component: ruffle membrane. Bases 874 to 4833 code for a protein of 1319 amino acids. The transcript has 32 exons. Gene Ontology annotation, biological process: phosphatidylinositol metabolic process; phospholipid catabolic process; release of sequestered calcium ion into cytosol. Lineage: Eukaryota; Metazoa; Chordata; Actinopteri; Perciformes; Percidae.